UUCCUCUUAUCUGCACCUAUUUCAGAGUAGUGCUUGAAUAAUACUUUAAAAGUAUUAUUAUAAUACUAAUAAUAUUUUAAGAGUUGUGAGGUAAUAACCUGUGUAACAGCUUCGAUCAGGACAUUUGCUGGGGUAACUUUUAUUUCUCGCUUAUGUAUAUAUAUAUUUAAUUAUAUAAUUUUGUUUAUUUAUUGGUGCCGGUGUCGUUUUACUUUUAUUUGCCACGAUACACUUCACGCAACAUGGACGCUACAGGGAAGGACAUGUAGGACACAAUAGUGUGUGACAGGUUUUGAUGACAUUUGGGAGUGCCUUAACCUGUUUGGGUGUGAGUGAAGAUAACAAGGGAAAAGGCUGUGUGUAGCUGUCAGACACAGAUAAUGUUUAGUAACCGUCAGAAACUGAGCAGCAGCCUGACUCACAAUAGGCUUUCCUUCUCUGAAGAUGCCAGGAGCUGAAAGUGUGCCCUGUGAAUGGGGACUAACCUAUCAAGAAUAUGUGUUUAGUUAUUAGUUUAGCUAAUUGCUCAAUAACUAAGAGCCAAUGGGACAGUAAUAUGCUUUCUGCGUGGUUUUGGAUGUGCUUGUGAAGAUGAUCGUUAUUGAAAGUGAAGGGGACCAAAGCUAAAGCCUCAGUUCAGCUUCCUUCCUCUAAAUGUGUGGAGUAAUAAUGUUGCAAAUGUCGAGAUUCGCUACCAGGAAACUGUUACAGCAGUGGAAUAUCACCUGCAAAAACCCAGUAAGACUUUACCAGAUGUCUGGUCUGACUUUGAUGAGAUCCCAGAGAAAACUGGUCUGUAAAAAUGUAUUUGAAGCAUCCCUUUUUACCCACGUCCGACUUGGCGUGACUUCAGGUCCACGUUGUGUUUGGACACACUUCAGGGCCUCCACUCCAUUCGCUUUUUACAGCACGUCGACAGACUCCAGGCAAGCAGGCGAGCAUGCGGGCAGUGAAGUCAAGACCAAUGACAGACCUGGGCAGGUUUCCACAAAUGACUUCAAAAAGUUAUUGCAGCUCGCUCAUCCAGAGCGCUGGCGGCUGUCAGCUGCCGUGAGCUUCCUGGUUGUCUCCAGUGCUGUCACCAUGUCUGCUCCAUUUUUCCUGGGUAAAGUGAUCGACACUGUCUACUCAAACUCAUCUGAAGAAUUUACUUCCUCCCUCACCUCCCUGUGCAUCAUGCUGGCAGGGGUAUUCCUGUGUGGUGGUGCUGCCAACGCUGCACGUGUAUACCUUAUUCAGGUCUCAGGGCAGCAGAUUGUGAGAAACUUACGUGAAUCCCUUUUUUCCUCAAUUUUGAGGCAGGAGGUGGGAUUCUUUGAUAAGACCCGCACUGGUGAGCUCAUUAACCGCCUUUCAUCAGACACUGCUAUAGUUGGAAGUGCGCUCACUGACAACGUGUCUGAUGGUCUACGGUCAAUUGCUCAGGCUGGAGCUGGAGUCAGCAUGAUGUUCUAUGUGUCACCCAGUCUUGCCACCUUUGUCCUAAUGAUUGUACCACCUAUGGCAGGCCUGGCAGUCAUCUAUGGAAGAUAUGUGCGCUCUAUAUCUAAACAAACACAGGAUGCUCUGGCACAGGCCAUGCAGCUGGCAGAAGAGAGGAUCAGUAACUUACGGACAGUUAGGGCAUUUGGCAAAGAGCUGACAGAAGUGCAGACCUAUGCAGAAAAGGUGGAGUACGUCCUCCGACUGGCUAAAAAGGAAGCUAUGUUUACUGCUGGUUUUUUUGGAGUGACGGGCCUGAGUGGCAACAUGAUCAUCCUGAGUGUGCUGUAUAAAGGUGGGCUGCUGAUGGGUAGUGAGCACAUGACCGUAGGAGAGCUUUCCUCGUUCCUUAUGUAUGCCUUCUGGGUGGGCAUCAGCAUUGCUGGCCUGAGCUCAUUCUAUUCAGAGCUGAUGAAGGGGUUUGGAGCUGGUACACGCCUGUGGGAACUGAUGGAGCGGAAGCCUGAAUUUCCUCUCAAUGAGGGACUUGUGUUGAGACCAGAGCAGCUGAAGGGAGCUCUCGAGUUCCAUAAUGUGUCAUUCGCUUACCCGACAAGGAAGGAUGUCCUCAUUUUCCAGAACCUGAGUCUGACUGUGCCAGCUGGUUCAGUGAUGGCAGUGGUGGGGUCAAGUGGCUCUGGAAAGUCUACUCUUGUGUCCCUUCUGCUCCGUUUGUAUGACCCAGACUCAGGUAUGGUAACUAUUGAUGGCCAUGACAUCCGGAAUUUGAAUGCUUAUUGGCUGCGGAGUCGUAUUGGAACUGUCAGCCAGGAGCCAGUCCUCUUCUCCUGCUCCAUAGCUGAGAACAUUGCGUACGGAGCAUCAGAUCCCAGUCAGGUCACCACACAGGACAUCCUACGAGCAGCACAGAUAGCUAAUGCUCAUGACUUCAUUAAUGGAUUUCCCAAAGGCUUUGACACUGUUGUUGGAGAGAAAGGAGUACUACUAUCAGGUGGACAGAAACAAAGAAUUGCUAUAGCAAGGGCCCUACUAAAGAACCCCAAAAUACUGUUAUUGGACGAAGCCACAAGUGCUCUGGAUACAGAGAAUGAGUUCCUGGUGCAAGAGGCCCUGGAGCGCUUAAUGCAGGACCGCACUGUGCUCAUCAUCGCUCACCGUCUCUCCACCAUCCAGAACGCAGAUGCUGUGGCUGUGCUGGACCAGCAGCAUGUAGUGGAGUGUGGCAGUCAUGCCCAGCUUCUCACCAACCAAGACGGUCUUUUCCGCAAACUCAUGGAGAAACAGGCCUUAUUACAUGCUGAUCCGAAGCUGGCUCUCGCCAAAUAGGAGACAUUCUGACAUCUGUAGAAAUUACUAAUGAAAAUGAAAGUGUAUGCACAUGGAAGUGCAGUGUCAGAAGAAAACAGAUGUAAUUGCUGUAGUUGUACUUGAGUGCCUAUUUGCAGUACAAACUACCAGUCAAAAGUUUGUUCAUAAGAAGAUUUUCAUUCUUUUAUAAUAUUAAUGAAAAUAUUUACUCUAUUAAUGAACAAUGGAAUUAUGUAGUGAUUGAGAAAAGUGUUUAACAAAAACAAACAAUUUUAUAUAUAGAAUUCUUAACAGUAUUUCUGAUGUAGCUUUCAUGAUACAGCUUCACCCAGGAGGUGUUUCUUAAGGUUCCUGGCUGAGUGCUUGUUGGCUGCUUUCCCUAAAUCCUAAAUAGUAAUUACUUGUUUGGGAAAACAGUUUAAUCUUAAUUAAACAUACUUGUUUUAAUUAAAAACCUAUUUAAAAUAUAUUGAGUCAUUUCUUUCCCUCCCAAUUUGGUAAUUUGCCAAUUUCCUCCCACUAUGUCUUUAAAUGCCUUUAAAACAAUGAAAAAUGUGUAUUCAAUCGAAUGUGUACAAACUUUUGACUGGUAGUGCGUGUUUACUGAAAAUCUGAUGUCAACACUCAACUCCAAUGUUUAUAACAAAUGUGUAAAAACGUAACAAACACAAAUGACUAUUUAUUUAAGACACUGCCACUACAUACAGUAUGACUGGAAAUUAUUUUUUUUUUUUUGUGGUUGUUGUUUUUUUUAGAAUCACAGAUCAUGAUUCAUAUGAUCAUAUUAUUUGUUGAAUAACAGUCAUGAACUAUUUUAUACACUUUCAUACAGUAGAACUAUUCCUAGUAAUACAAUUUUCAGGAUAUUAAUCAUUCUAAUCAUACAGUAGCAUGUGAUGCAGUGUCUUCCUUGCUGGUAAAAUGCAGGUAUGCUUUAAAUUCAUAAAAUGAUUUUUGGAUCUGGAAAAAGCUCAUUAUUAUUAUUAUUAUUGUGGUUUCUGUUUAACUGUAUGUAAUGAAAUAAUUGACAGUGUUUGCCUACACUGUGUGUGUAUUUCAGUUCAUAAACAAAUCAGCUGGUCAAUCCUGUAUCAAGAACUUGCACAUUGUUUAUGUAUGUGGGGAAAUAAGUCCACUGCUCUAUAGGAGAAGGAUGCAUCCAGAACUGUUGUUUUACAGCCAUCUUUCAAACUAUUGGCCUUCAACACAGUGAACAGUCCAUAAUUGCAAACACGUUAGAAAAAACAUUAGCAUGAAUGACCACCAAAGACCAAACUAACCUGAGAGAUGAUUAUCUGUGCAACCAUUCACUGUUAAAGAGACAAGACUGCAAUCAAAAUAAAUGUUUUUUAAGUGUGAUGAAUAGAAUAUUUAUUUUUAAAAAGCUGUGGACAUAUUAAAAUGAUCAUUGUGCUAACGUCUGAAAAUUCUUUAUAUAAAUAAACUACUGAUUGAAUUAA
Messenger RNA from Ictalurus furcatus (blue catfish), 4211 nucleotides. RefSeq names its product ATP-binding cassette, sub-family B (MDR/TAP), member 10 (gene abcb10). NCBI's taxonomy places the organism in Eukaryota, Metazoa, Chordata, Actinopteri, Siluriformes, Ictaluridae. The record is from RefSeq and is a predicted model, not a curated record. Gene Ontology annotation, cellular component: membrane. Gene Ontology annotation, molecular function: ATP binding; ABC-type oligopeptide transporter activity; ATP hydrolysis activity. Gene Ontology annotation, biological process: transmembrane transport. The coding region runs from base 655 to 2769 and encodes 704 amino acids. The transcript has 13 exons.